AUGAUGGGAAAGACCGAGCUGUACUCUCUGUAUAAGGGUUUCCUGGACUGUAUUUGCCUCUGCCUCUCUCGGAGCAGCUCCGAGCCUGAGGUCGACAGCGAGAGGGACACUGAGAACGGUCACCUGAUCUACAAGAGUGGGGACAUCCUGGAGGACAGAUAUGAGAUAGUCGACACCUUGGGUGAAGGGACUUUUGGGAAAGUCGUACAGUGUUUGGACUACAACAGGGGAGGAAGUCAAGUUGCUCUAAAGAUCAUUAAGAACCAGGAGAAAUACAGGGAAGCAGCCAACCUGGAGAUCAAUGUGCUGGAGAAGAUCAUCGAGAAAGAUCCACUCAACAAAAGACACUGUGUGCAGAUGCUGGACUGGUUUAACUACUACGGCCACGUGUGCAUCUCCUUCGAGUUGCUGUCUCUCAGCACGUUUGACUUCUUGAAAGCAAACAGCUUCCUGCCUUAUCCCAUUAAGCAGAUCCGACACAUGGCCCACCAGAUCUGCCACGCUGUCAGCUUUCUCCAUGACAACAAGCUGACUCACACCGACCUGAAGCCCGAGAACAUCCUCUUUGUCAACUCGGAGUUCUCUCUCAUCUACAACGCUGAGAAGAAGUGCAACGAGAGGAGAAUAAACGACACCACGGUGCGGCUCGUGGACUUUGGCAGCGCCACCUUUGACCACGAGCACCACUCUACCGUCAUCUCCACACGUCACUACCGAGCUCCGGAGGUCAUCCUGGAGCUCGGCUGGAGUCAACCGUGUGACGUGUGGAGCAUCGGCUGCAUCCUGUUCGAAUUCUACGAAGGCUUCACGCUGUUCCAGACACAUGACAAUAAGGAGCAUCUGGCCAUGAUGGAGAGAAUACAGGGACCAAUUCCUCAGAGGAUGAUCCAAGGGAGCAGGAAACAGAAGUACUUCAACCGAGGGCGUCUGGAUUGGAACGAGGGCUCCAAGGUCGGACGCUACGUGAACGCCAAGUGCAAACCAUUGAGGAAGUACUUGUUGUCACGUGGAGUCGAGCACCAGCAGUUUUUCAAUCUGCUGGAGACGAUGCUGGAGUACGAGCCCACAAAACGCACUUCUCUCUGUUCCGCUGGGCGCCAUCCCUUCCUCCUUCCCAUCACUGAGCCAGGACGGAGCCGGGUCUGGAGAAACAGCCUGGAUCUGAGCAGAUGA
Limanda limanda (common dab) is the source of this 1173-nucleotide messenger RNA. It is a transcript of the gene clk2b, whose product is annotated as CDC-like kinase 2b. Gene Ontology annotation, biological process: protein phosphorylation; regulation of RNA splicing. The transcript has 11 exons. Gene Ontology annotation, molecular function: ATP binding; protein tyrosine kinase activity. Gene Ontology annotation, cellular component: nucleus. Bases 1 to 1173 code for a protein of 390 amino acids. The record is from RefSeq and is a predicted model, not a curated record. NCBI's taxonomy places the organism in Eukaryota, Metazoa, Chordata, Actinopteri, Pleuronectiformes, Pleuronectidae.